Messenger RNA from Echinostoma caproni, 264 nucleotides. The record is from the annotation of a GenBank genome assembly. NCBI's taxonomy places the organism in Eukaryota, Metazoa, Platyhelminthes, Trematoda, Plagiorchiida, Echinostomatidae.
UUUGAAUCAGCCGAUGCGGACGGAAUCACGGAAGAUGGAUUGGUAAACGAAGAGGUCGGACCGGACGGUGCUGGAACCGGGAAAGAAAUUCGGCCAGCUCGGAAUGCUAUAACAGAGGCAGCUGCCUACUUCCGAUCAAUCGUUUUACCCACUUACAACGAUCAAUUACCGCCAUCGAUUCAGUUUACUCGUAACGCUUCACAACUGGUUUUUCACAUUCGCAACGUAAUCGUUCUUUCUCAAAUUGCGGUUUGGGCAACUUGA